AUGGCGGCAUCAUUAUCAUCAGGCCUCCCCCGAAUCUCUCUAUCUUUUCUCUUGUUCGUCUUCCUCUCAUCCUUCUCCUCCGUGGCCAGCAAUGACCUUCUCUUGUCUUCAAGGUCCCAGUACCUUCAACAUGAAGCAGAGAAGCUGAUCAGAGAGCUCAACCUUUCCCCGAAACAUUACAAAUGCUCUGUAUCCCAUGACUCUCUCUCAGUCCCUCCGGGCAAGAUCGUUGAGAAGAAGUUCAGAUUCCCCUACCUUGAUGCUGCUGGGGGCCCUUCUGUUGAAGACUUUGGUCACCAUGCUGGCUAUUAUGGACUUCCACAUGCCCAUGGUGAAAGGAUGUUCUACUUAUUCUUCGAAUCCCGUAACAGUAAGAAGGACCCUGUUGUGAUAUGGUUAACUGGGGGCCCAGGCUGUGGCAGUGAACUAGCUUUGUUUUAUGAGAACGGUCCUUUUCAUAUUACAAAGGACCUGUCUCUUGAAUGGAAUGACUAUGGCUGGGACAAGGUAUCAAAUAUUAUAUAUGUGGACCAACCAAUCGGGACAGGUUUUAGCCAUGCUUCUAAUGAGAGUGACAUUCCCCAUAACGAAGAAGCCGUUAGCAAUGACUUGUUUGACUUCUUACAGGCAUUUUUCAAGGAGCACUCUCAGUUUGUUGAGAAUGACUUCUAUAUUACCGGAGAAUCGUACGCGGGACAUUAUAUUCCGGCCAUUGCUUCUCGGAUUCAUCAAGCAAACAAGGCAAAAGAAGGAAUUCAUAUAAACCUUAAGGGAUUUGCUAUUGGGAAUGGGCAUACCAAUCCUGAAAUUCAAUACGCAGCUUACACGGACUUUUCAUUAGAGAACGGUUUGAUUAAUCGUGAUGAUUAUAACCGUAUCAACACGAUGCUCCCUCCAUGUUUGCACUCAAUACAGGAAUGCGGCAAAAAAGGUGGAGAUGCUUGCGAGACUGCUUUCUAUGAAUGUAAUCAAGACAUAUUCGAACAAAUAUUGGUCACUGCUGGGAAUGUUAAUUACUAUGACAUAAGAAAGAAAUGCGACAAGGGGCCUUCGUGCUAUGAUUUUUCAAGCAUGGAGACAUUCCUAAACAAGAAAGAAGUGAGGGAAGCUUUAGGUGUUGGAGACUCGAAAUAUGUUUCGUGUAGUGAUGUUGUAUACGCUGCCAUGAGGAAUGAUUGGAUGAGAAACCUAGAAGUGGGUAUUCCAGCUAUUCUUGAAGAUGGUAUUAGAAUGCUUGUGUAUGCCGGAGAAAAGGAUCUUAUUUGCAACUGGCUUGGAAAUGCGAGAUGGGUUGAUGCGAUGGAGUGGUCAGGUCAGAAGGCAUUUUUGGCAUCUCCAAAUGUAUCCUUCGUGGUCGAUGGUAAAGAGGCAGGAAUAUUGCAAAGCCAUGAACCUCUGAGUUUCCUUAAGAUUCAUGAGGCUGGGCACUUGGUUCCUAUGGAUCAACCCAAGCCUGCACUGGAGAUGCUGACGAGGUGGAUGCAAGGAAAAUGA
This is a messenger RNA of Neltuma alba, 1494 nucleotides long. RefSeq names its product serine carboxypeptidase-like. Bases 1 to 1494 code for a protein of 497 amino acids. The record is from RefSeq and is a predicted model, not a curated record. Gene Ontology annotation, biological process: proteolysis. NCBI's taxonomy places the organism in Eukaryota, Viridiplantae, Streptophyta, Magnoliopsida, Fabales, Fabaceae. Gene Ontology annotation, molecular function: serine-type carboxypeptidase activity. The transcript is spliced from 9 exons. Gene Ontology annotation, cellular component: vacuole.